GUGUUGCAAAAGUCAAACUUUAAUUCUUAACUGGUUGAUAAUUAACACGAAAGUGCAUUUAGAUUAAACAUCUUACUUAUUUUAGCCAAGAGUUCAGUUGCUAGAAUUGAACCAAGAAUAAAUCGACUUGCUGGUUUGCCAGUUCUUGUAUAUGAUAAUAAAGUUCACUUCAUUAAUGUGGCUCACACCAUAAAAGACAUUAUUCAUGACCACUGCUAUGUCUGUCGUACCUCAGCCAGCAUUAUGAGUCCCAGUAUUUGAUGAAUGGCUAUGUCAGCAGUGGAGAUGGUAUACAUAUGUGUGAAGAGGAAAGAUAUUCUACUAGAUCUAUAGGAAGCAGAAUUAAAUGGAAGAGAAGGAAUCAGAAGAAGAAUUAUUCAGAAAGAUCUAUACUGAAUGGAAAGGAUGUAACAGUGAAACAAAUACAAAAAUACCACCAUUUUAUUUUCAGCUACCAGCAGAAGAUGACUUAUUACAACAGAAACUGAGGGAGGAAUCCAGAGCUGUGUUUCUUCAAAGAAAGAGUAAAGAACUACUGGACAAUGAUGAACUUAAGGCUCUUUGGGUAUUGCUUGACAAACACCAGUCUCCACCAUUAAUAGGAGAUGAACAGAUGAUUAAUUACAAGGACUUUCUGAAAGUUGCACAACAAACAGGACCAAAGUGCAAGCAGUAUUUCAAAGCCACUAUAUAUGCCAAGCUUCUCCAAGAUGACCCAUACGGGCGUAUUUCUGUAAUGCAUUUCUUCAAUUAUGUGAUGCGUAAGGUAUGGUUACAUCAGACAAGGAUUGGUCUUUCGCUUUAUGAUGUAGCAGGACAAGGAUAUUUAAGGGAGUGUGACUUGGAAAACUAUAUAGUGGAACUUAUCCCAACCCUUCCACAACUUGAUGGACUGGAGAAGUCAUUCCAUUCUUUUUAUGUUUGCACUGCUGUUAGAAAAUUCUUCUUUUUUCUUGACCCAUUGAGGACUGGUAAAGUUAAGAUACAGGACAUUCUAGCCUAUAGUUUUCUUGAUGAUUUACUUGAGUUGAGAGAUGAAGAUCUACCUAAAGAUAUACAGGAUUCUAACUGGUUUUCUGCACCUUCAGCUCUGAGAGUUUAUGGCCAAUAUUUAAACUUGGACAAAGAUCGUAAUGGGAUGUUAAGUAAAGAAGAGCUUGCAAGAUAUGGAACAGGAACACUUACAGAUGUGUUUGUUGAGAGGGUGUUUCAGGAGUACUUAACCUAUGAUGGAGAAAUGGACUACAAGACAUACCUAGAUUUUGUGCUGGCAUUAGAAAAUCGUAAAGAGCCUCAGUCUUUGAGAUACUUUUUCCGUAUACUUGAUGUGCAAAGCAAAGGAUACUUAAAUAUAUUUUCUUUGAAUUUCUUCUUUAGGGCCAUACAAGAACAGAUGAGGGUUCAUGGACAGGAACCAGUUUCUUUUGAAGAUGUGAAAGACGAGAUCUUUGACAUGGUAAAGCCUGAAGAUCCUUUGAAAAUAACAUUACAAAAUCUAAUUGAUUGUGGCCAAGGUGAUACUGUGGUCAGUAUCUUGAUUGAUUUGAAUGGUUUCUGGACAUAUGAGAACAGAGAAGUGUUGGUAAACGAUGAGGCAGAGGUUUGAAGACCCAAAAACUCCAAACUUUCAGUUUCAUUUCAUAGCUAUGUGAUUGGGACCCUGGUGAGGCAAAGAUGUUGAUUAAGCACCAGUCUAGUGAUGUUGCUGCAGGAAAUGUAAAAGAGGGAAUAAAAAGAAAAUGAUUGUUAUAUAAAUAAUUUCCAAGACCUGGAAUACCUUAAGCCUAGUGAGGAAGAUUCAAAAAGCUAUAAGGCUGUGGAAAAUGUAUAUUCAGGAUCAUUUGAAAGUGAGAUUAUUGGUAGUAAUGCCUCAAUUUAUGUAUAAAAUGUAAAAAAAAUGUACAAGAAACUUGGUCAGAAGUAACAAAUGUAUUGAUGUAAAACACUAGAAACAUUUAUAAAAACCUUUUCUUGGUACA
This is a messenger RNA of Limulus polyphemus (Atlantic horseshoe crab), 1979 nucleotides long. RefSeq names its product serine/threonine-protein phosphatase 2A regulatory subunit B'' subunit gamma-like. NCBI's taxonomy places the organism in Eukaryota, Metazoa, Arthropoda, Merostomata, Xiphosura, Limulidae. The record is from RefSeq and is a predicted model, not a curated record. Gene Ontology annotation, cellular component: spindle; centrosome. Gene Ontology annotation, biological process: positive regulation of B cell differentiation; regulation of dephosphorylation; T cell homeostasis. The coding region runs from base 347 to 1606 and encodes 419 amino acids. The transcript is spliced from 14 exons.